Molecule: messenger RNA, 8306 nt
Organism: Anopheles gambiae (African malaria mosquito)
Lineage: Eukaryota; Metazoa; Arthropoda; Insecta; Diptera; Culicidae
Gene: Pi4KIIalpha
Product: phosphatidylinositol 4-kinase type 2-alpha
Exons: 5
Coding region: 4707-6407 (566 amino acids)
Biological process (GO): phosphatidylinositol phosphate biosynthetic process; endosome organization; Golgi organization
Cellular component (GO): plasma membrane; lysosomal membrane; endosome
Molecular function (GO): 1-phosphatidylinositol 4-kinase activity
Source: RefSeq, a predicted model, not a curated record
UGCACUGUGUGCAUUGUGUACACACGGAACGGAACAAAGUGCGGCUGUGUUGGUGCGCCAGGAAAAGGCAAUCAGUCAGUUUGCUAAAUAAAAAAAAGGUUGCUGCAAGAAAGACCAGCUGGGGUGGAUCGCAAAUUCGACGGAAGUUUUUUUUUCUCUACACCGCUUUACGGUGAACAUUAGCAAAAGCAACCCGCCUCAAGUUACGGUUCCGUUUGGCGUUUUGGAUUGGGCGAGAAAGCCAUCAUCGUCCGCUGGAUCGGUAAAACGGGUUGGUACGCGCUUUGUUGGUAGAAAUUGCGUGUCUCCCCAGCGCGCACACACAAGCACAACGUCAGAUGAUAAUGAGCUCCGUGUGCCUUCCAGCAGCACCAGCACCACUACCACGUUAGUCGUUGGACAAAACAACACAGGUUCGGUGCCGAAUUCUAUACCACGCGCGAAGGACGACCGCUUUUUUGGUGAACUGUUGGUAAGCCAGUGUAGCGUGUGCCGUGGACCGGGUUUCCCUUUCACGGGUGAGGCCUGCCAGUGUGUUCUGCUCGACCAAACAACAUCUCCAUCCGUGUCGAACAUUGAUGCUGCGCGUGUGUGCGGUUUAGGGAAGGGCUGCCAGUCAGCCAGCCAGCCAGCCAGCCAGCCAGCCAGCCAACCAGUGUCGUGCAAACCACCCCUGCAACUGUAGUGAACCACGUCUUUUCCCCCUCCCAGCGCAAACGAGUGAAAAGUAGGAAAAGCGAACUUCUCCACCCUUUGUCCAAACCCAUUUAGUGCAAGUGUGCGUGGUUGUGUUCGAUGGUUUCACCCGUCGGAUAACAAAGAACAGCAUCGGUCAAAUGACCUCCGAAGGAACGCUUGUGGAUCUGGAUUUCGGAGACACAAGCACGACGAAUCCCGCCAGUGCCAUCGUCACAUCGAACGGACACACAGCAGCAGCAGCAGAAACGCAACCACCGACGACCACACACACACUCCCCGGAACGGUGAAUCAUCUAGCGUUCGUUUCCGGCGCCACCGGUGGACACCCGCAAAAGCAACUGCCGCCACCAGCGUCGCAGCCGCCAUCAGCGGGCCACGGUGAUCGAGGCGUGAACGAUGCAAUCAUAAGCGACCUACUGCUGCCGAUCUCCACCUCCUCCUCUGCAGCCGAUAAGCAGAGCGUGAACAACCAUCACCACCACCACCACCACUACGACCACCAAGGUUCGUCGCGGCUGCCCGCAUCCUCAGCCGCGACCGUGGCCGCCACCAUCGCCGUAGUGGACACCGGCGACGGUACGCCGCUCGUCCUGCCGGACGUUAGCUUCGAAGGCAUCACGCUGGAUUCCGGCAUCGAUCGAGAGUCGCAGCCCCUGCUGGGGUCGCGCGAUCAUGAGAUUACGUACAAUCAGUUUCCCGGUAAGUGGCCCGCUACAUACGCACGUACUAACACCCCUUCCAAGCUCCAUGACUCAUCGCUCCCAGGCAGUGUAUGCUAAUGGGGGGGGGGGGGGGGGGGUCUUCCCUCUUGAAGACCCUGCUGAAAGUGGGAUGAUGAAAGAUUUGCAGCGGCAGUAUGUGUGUGUAUAAUACAUCUGGAAGGCGCAACCGCAAAAUGGUUAAUCUUUUGGCAAACAUGCUGCAUACCGCUGUGCCCCGAAAGCUAAGAAGAGAAAAUGUAUUUGGCGCUUAUCUUGCGCCGCUUAUGAACUUUUGCAAAAGCCGCUGUUCUUGACAAAUGCGACUGCUACACCCCACCCGAACCCCGGUCGAAAUUGCAACAACCCCUAGAGCAGGUUGUUUUGCGUUGCAAUUCGUCAGGCAAUGUCCCCACGGACGUCAUUCGAAGGAAACCCUACAACUGCUCUCACUCAUUCCAAUGCGCAGUGCAAAUGACUGCUGCUGCUGCCGUCGGUGUCGGGGUUGGGUAACAGCAGCACCAACCCCUCGACGGGAGAUUGAUUUACUUCGAAUAAUGGUGUGCCGUUUGUUGCCCCACAGCUAGGCUGCCCUUCCAGGGCUUAUCGCAGUUCUCGCCAGCCACGCCAGCACGAUGGAGAUGCUGGCUCUCAAGCGAGAACACGACUCAUUGCACAACAAAUUGGUGGCAGGAGAUUUUUUUUUGUAGCGUUCGUGUUACCAUUUCGUUUCGGCCGCGACAACAGAAGCAAAAAGUCCUUUCCUCUUCCGGGGCAACAUGUUCUUAUCACUGCCGGCAGCCGGGCUAAUAAGCUCUCGAAAUGUCGCUGCUUUUUGUAAGAAUGUUUCAAAUUGUUCAUCAUUAAAAUAGUUGUCCCAUUUUGUUACAUCAUUCCGGGUGCUGUCCCGCCCAUGAAAGUGUAAUACAGCUUUAUGAACAGCAUUCGAUGUCGUGAAUUACACCCGUUUAUCAGGGACGCUAUUCGUAAGCAUUCAAACUAACGACGACGAGCCACUUAAUCGUUCCGUAGCGAAUUCCGUAAGCUUGGUAGUAAAUCCGACCAAGCAAAACCGUUUGUUAUUGUAGCUACGAAACCAAACUGAUCGUAAGAUUCGGCUAAGUAUUACUGUGUCGUCCCCACUUUCCAGCACGGCCCUCAUGCACGCACUUAACCUUGGCAGUGAAGCACGAACCAUUAUUUUGCUGUUCGUUGUUUCAUUCCUCUUUGUGUGCGUGUGUGUGUGUGGUGCGGGACGGACCGUUGCAAUGGUCCAUCGUUUUCAUUGAUUAGCUUCACGUUCGAACGGCUGCGGAACGGAUGGUAUAAAAUAUGGCCUUUUUCCUUAGUACAUUGCAGCACUAAAGGUAGUUUAAGUUCGCUUAAGCAGGAGGCGAUUAAAAUUUGCCCAUUUGCUUAGCAGCACGAAUUGUAUGCAAUUACUAAUGCUAAUAGUGCUUAGUGGCAAGGGUUGUUUACAUCAAGAACGCUCUCAGAACACUUCUUUCUGUAUGUGCUAUACCUGGACACAAUCGCCUUGACCGGAUGGUCGAUAUCACGAAAUUAAAUGUAAAAUUUUGGGAAUUGCGCUUAUACAUAGUAACUACACUUAGUCGCCUAUGUUUUGGUUCCCGACAAGUGUGUCAAAUAACCAAAAUGCAUCCCUGUACGGAUCGCUUCACUUGCUGACAACGUAAAGCUCCGGCGCCCUUUUGCUUUGUGGUAGGACCGACCAGGGUUGGUCGUAAAAGCUCCGAACGGGAACUUUGACGAGCUUUUCGAGCCAACCAACCCCGUACAACUGGUUUCGCGGAAAAGAUGUUCCUAGAAGCACUUGAAACCUUGUCUCCCCCUCCACGGGGGCAAGGAAUCGAUGACGACACACCACACACUACAGAACACCAUGCCAACACAGCGAGGAUACGACAGUAACGAAGCUUUUUCCGUGGAAUGUUCACCAUCGCCGUUGACAGCUGCCGUCAUAUCGGUACAUGGGUGGUGGGAGGGAAGGACCACCGUUCGGUGACAAACCCACACUUCAGACGUCACAGUUUCCACGGCGUUUUUCCUUCAGCACGCGUUCAGUUCCACUCUAAUGGUCCCCCCCCCCCCCCCCACCCCCUACUACGGGGCAAACAUACUCACACAAACGCACAGCUUCGUUUUGUUUAGUGGUGGUCGUCGUCGUCGGUCGUUUAAGCUCGACUGAUUUUCCACCGCCGGUCGGCCACGGGCAGUUUCGGUGGAGCUUUCGGGCUCGAGGCUUGCCGAGCCGUGGCGCCAUUCGCCAGUUGCAGUUUUCACUUUCGAGCGAUACCACCAGCACGCGGGGAGGACCGCACAAUACGUCCGGUGGUGGGUGUUGUGUACAGAGCACCGUCGGAACUGGCUCGGUCGGUCGGCGUUGGCCCCGGGGAAGAUUGUUUGCGUGUGUGUGCCCUGUGUUGUGCCUACUGACUGCUGCUUCCUUUUCUGACGCGCGCCCCCCGCGCCUGCUAACUUCCGAGCUGCCGUAUCGUGCCGCGCUGGUCAUGGUUUUUGCACUGAACCGUGUUGCUAAGACAAAGUUGUCUCUUCGUGUGCUAGUCUGCGUUGGGUUUUUUUUUGUUCAGCUCCGCUCCUGGGUCGCCCGCAUCUUGAAUUAGCAGGCCACGACGAUAUCGCGCCUUGAACGCAGGGGUGGUUUGAGUGAAAUUCUUUACGUGUUAGUGUGUACAUCUGUGUGUGUGUGUACAGUUGGAAAAAGCAAAUCACAGCCAGCCCAGUAGUCGGGGUCGGUUUGCAUCUGAAACAUGUUUGUGUAAACACAGUGACCGUGAUUAAUAAGUGGCCUGGAAUUGUGUGUGUGUGUUUUUUUUUCUUUUUUGUUCUAUCGCCAUUUGUCAUCAGAGUGAUAUUUUACUACGUGGUGCCGCUGCUUCCUACGGCGUCCGCAGUUAUCUGGAAAAUUGAUGACGCGUUUGGUCGUGCUCAAGAUAUGUGCCACCCUCUCCACCAUUCGUUACCGUUUUGACAGCAAGCAACUGAACCACUGAAUUCUGGUGUACCGCAAAGGUGUACCUCUCGCGCGCAGGGAACAUCCUUGUUCCGGCGGAUUAUAAUGCCCUAGUGGCGUGGAAGCAAGCAGUCACACGUGUAGGUGUGAGCAGCCAGUAAUUAAGUUACUCCACCAACGCAACACCCCAACGCGUGUGUGUGUGUGAGAGGGACAGAGACAGGGAACGAACGCCACUGCGACUCUGUUGGCCUUGUAAAAACAGUCCCAGCUCCCCCCCCCCCCCCCCAACCGUGCACUCAUGCGGCCGCACCAUGCUCGUGGAAAAUUCCAACAUUUUCAUCCUGGACGAUAGUAAUGUCGUCGCACCGCUGAACGGUGGUGGUGAUGGCGUGGCGGAGGACGAGCCCGAUCGGCGGCUCACGACACCACCCUCCUCGUCGCUGUCGAUGGUGGACGGGUGUCCGCUUUCCGUGAUCAAUCCCACGUACCUGCUGGGCACGGCGGACCUGUUGGCGGGGUCAGUUCUUUGCCCCGCCGGUGAAGCGGCUGGCCGGCUGAACCACGGUCCGGGGCGACCGGUUGGCAACAUGAUUGCACCGCCCGACGAUCGGUUCGAUGCUGGGGUGAAGCACGGCGGCCCCAGCCACCACACGUUCCAGUUCAACACCGCCAUCGUGAGCUUGGCUGGCGAAGGUUCCGGUACCGGUCUGCACGACGGCUCGACCCGCGUCGAAUGUAUCAACGGAGAGUUUCUUAUCAAUGACGAGGACUACUAUCCGUACAACGAUAUUCCAGAUGAUCCUCACUUCAGUGACCUAGUGUACUCGGCAGAAAUAGCGAUCGAUGCUGGCAUCUAUCCGGAACGUAUCUACCAAGGCAGCAGUGGGUCCUACUUUGUGAAAAAUCCCGCCAAAAAAGUAAUUGCCGUUUUUAAACCAAAAGAUGAGGAACCGUACGGAAGGUUAAAUCCCAAGUGGACCAAAUGGAUGCACAAGCUGUGCUGUCCGUGCUGUUUUGGACGCGCCUGUCUGAUACCGAACCAAGGGUAUCUCUCGGAGGCCGGAGCUAGUCUAGUGGACCAAAAACUAAAUCUAAACAUCGUACCGAAGACGCGCGUCGUGCGCCUCGUGUCGGAAACGUUCAACUACCCGCGCAUCGACCGGCAGAAGGCACGGAUCAAGAAGACGAUCAAGGAGCGCAUCCCGGCCGCUCGGUUCAACCGCAUGUCGCUCCCGCCGAAGACCGGCUCGUUUCAGCUGUUCGUCGACGGGUACAAGGAUGCCGACUACUGGUUGCGCCGGUUCGAGCAGGAGCCGCUGCCGACGCGGCUCGGUCAAAAGUUUCAGCUACAGUUCGAGCGGCUGGUCGUGCUCGACUACAUCAUCCGCAACACGGACCGGGGCAACGACAACUGGCUGAUCAAGUACGAUCAACCGUCGAUCCUGCCGACCAGCCCGACGGCGGCCACGACACCGAACGGCGUGAACGGCAUCGCGGCGGCCAACGGCAACGGGUACAUCCCGCGCAGCAGCAGCCGGCUGGAGAUGAUGGAGCACACCGACUGGAAUCUGGUGCAGCUGCCCGAAAUUCGGAUCGCCGCCAUCGACAACGGGCUCGCGUUCCCGUUCAAGCAUCCCGACUCGUGGCGCGCCUACCCGUACCAUUGGGCGUGGCUGCCGCAGGCGAAGCAACCGUUCAGCCAGGACAUCAAGGAUCUGGUGCUGCCGUCGCUGUCCGAUCCGCACUUCUGCGAGGAGCUGUGCAACGAGCUAUACGAGCUGUUCAAGCAGGACAAGGGCUUCGACCGGGGCCUGUUCGAGCGGCAGAUGUCUGUGAUGCGCGGUCAGAUGCUGAAUCUAACGCAAGCUUUAAAGGACGGCAAGAGCCCGGUCCAACUGGUCCAGAUGCCGGCCGUCAUCGUCGAGAGAUCGAAGGUUAAUCCGGGAUCGUCGAGAUUUUUCUCAUUCCAGCAGCGCUUCCAAAACAAGAGUCCGUUCUUCUCCUGGUGUUAGGGGAGUGUGCCGGUGUGUACCGGCGUGCAUGUUCGGCCCCCAAAACACUAAGCUACGGCGAGAAAGCAAUCUCUCCCGCGUGAGCAAAGGGAAGGCGACUUAGAACGGUGCCCUACUGUACGCUGUCUAUUUCGGAAGGGUAACUGGAAGAUCUGCAUAUAGUUCUAUAAUAGCACUGGUUAAACAGGAGAGUCGAGAGAAAGGAACAGUUAGUUUGCGGGCGUGGUGCACAAGUGUGCAGGUAGUUAAUUUAAACGAAAAAAAAGGAAAGGGCAAACAUACAAACAAACAAACAAAAAAACAACCCAAUACCAACAAUAAGUGCAACGGUACAUAUUAAACGUUUAUAUAUACACACACACACACAUCUAGGGAAUAUUUAAAUCAGGUUCGAAAGUAAUCACAAGGCCACACAAGCAUACACACGCCUGGCCGACAUUUGUUCGCCGGUACGUAGUCGAUGAGGCCGUAUCUUGUAGGGCAGCAUAAUAUUUCAUCACAACGAUGCGGCGACAAGGUGUGUGCGGCAAGAAAGGGUCGUCCCCAUAUAGGCGGGAACCGGUUCAUCGGACACAUAGGGCAGACCAUUAUUAUUAUUAUUAUUAUCUCAGGCUGCGAUAGGGGGAACCGAAGGGGAGUUUGGCAUCACCUAGCGCUGCCAGGUUCAGUUUUAAUUUUACUAGUUGUGAUUGUGUGCGCGUGUGUUUUUCUUUUCUUGUUUAAUUAUUUGUUUGUUUUUUUUUUUCUCUCUUUCUCUCUCUGUUUCGUUUACCGACAAAACAAAACGAAAAUGUGUAUAGUAGCAACUAUAUUGUUGGUUGGAUUGAUUUGCAAACAUCACGCGCCACACGCGCGAAGGUUUAGUCUAGCGUGGAGGGUGCCGCGCGCAUUCUUCGGUGUCCUAUCUAAGCAAGCGUUUCCCUAGGAUAAACGCUAAAAGUGAAACGAACAACGUAAAGUCAUCAGUACACGAAAGCGAGUUACUGCAUAAUCAAGUUAUAUCCACUAGUCCUACUACUACUAUAUUAUACGCAAGUAAUCGAUUAUCGAAACCAGUCAGGUCAGGUCAGGUCGGGCGUGACGUGUAGGGUGAGGGCGUGCGACACGGGACGUUACUGCAAUUACUCGCUCGCCCACGGGGCGACCAUUACCGGGGGACUUUACUCGUACGGUACGCGGAAUAAGAGUUUAAUUAGGGGAGGGAAGGUUGGUUGAAUGGUUCGUUCGGUUUCCCGGGAUCAUCCUCCUCAUGGUCCCGCCAUAGAAGGAGGGCAGGGCGCAUGGAAUUUCGUUUCCCUUCGGAGCGUAGCGGGAAAGAUGGAGCGUGGCGUAGAGUAAGAAGGAACGAAGCAACCCAAAAUGCACCCAACACCUCAAGCGCAGCACGGUGUGUGUGUGUGUGUGUGUGAGUGUACGUGUGUAAGCGAGAAGGAAUCGGUGUACUACGAACGGUGUGUGUGUGUGUACGUGCCUGAAAGGCAGGAAGUAUUUCUGCAAUAGAUAGAACAAAGAAGGACGAGUGUAUGUGUGUGCGCGUGUGUGUGUGUGCAUCGGAAAAGGUAGCAACAGCAGCAGCGGCAGCACGCAAAUGAUGCACAUGUGGUAUUCUGUGCAAUUAGCAAACAAAAUUAUACUUGGCCACCACACCCACCACACACCAAGGAGGAUGAGCUGGGAGGAGGCAGUGUUUUUUUUUUACUAAAUUUUUAUUUGUGCCACACGGAAUUUCAUAAACUUUGGAAGUGUGUGUGUGGAUCUAUCUCCCGGCUGGCUCUUUUCCUGCUUUCUUUCGUUCUGUUCUUUUUGUGUUUGUGGCAAAAACACAUUUCUUUUCCGGUUUCCUUUCCUUUACUGUCUCUGGAAUCUUGUUUGUAAAAUAUAAUUAAAACUACUAACAAA